Messenger RNA from Morus notabilis, 997 nucleotides. RefSeq names its product transcription factor BEE 1. Gene Ontology annotation, biological process: regulation of DNA-templated transcription. Gene Ontology annotation, molecular function: protein dimerization activity; DNA-binding transcription factor activity. The transcript has 6 exons. Lineage: Eukaryota; Viridiplantae; Streptophyta; Magnoliopsida; Rosales; Moraceae. Bases 63 to 896 code for a protein of 277 amino acids. Gene Ontology annotation, cellular component: nucleus. The record is from RefSeq and is a predicted model, not a curated record.
GAGAACUUGUAGCAGAAUCCCAAAACCUUAAAAAAAAAAAAAAGUACUUUCUUCUUAUCUCAAUGGCUGAAUUCGCAGCUGAUUUUCAAAGCUUAAUUAAACCCUUUCUAGAUGUUGAUCCAAACAUGGAACUAAUAACCCAAUUUUCCGGGAUCAGCCCAAGGAUCAACCAUGUCAUGGACAAUUCAAGCUUGCUGAAUUUCCCUUUCUCAAGUGACCACAACAUGUUUGGCAAUCCAGCACCCCAUUUUCCAGGAAACAUGGCUGAAAAUUUUCCGGGAAAUUUCAACUCUAGCAAUAACCAGCUUUAUGUUAAUGCACAGUCAACUAGUGCUCCAAUAGGGAAUAACAAUGAAUAUUCCCAUGAAAGCAAGAAGAGAAAGGCAGUGAAGAAUUUGGAUGUUGCAUCAGAGAGCAGCUCAGGAAUCUCUUCUGAAACUGGGACCGGGAUUAAAAAGAAAAAUAGUUCAGGAAAAGGAAAAAGAGUGAAAAGCAAUGACAAAGAAGAUCAAGAGAAACCAAAAGAAGUAGUUCAUGUUAGAGCUAGAAGAGGUCAAGCCACUGAUAGUCACAGUCUAGCAGAAAGGGUUAGAAGAGGAAAAAUUAAUGAGAGACUCAGAUGCUUGCAAGACAUUGUCCCGGGUUGCUACAAGACUAUGGGUAUGGCAGUAAUGUUGGAUGAGAUAAUUAAUUAUGUGCAAUCCUUGCAAAAUCAGGUCGAGUUUCUUUCUAUGAAGCUGACCGCUGCAAGUACUUAUUAUGACUUCAAUUCAGAGACAGAUGAUAUGGAGAAGAUGCAGCAGAGAGCAAAAGCAAAUGAGGCAAAAGAGAUGGAAAGAUUGAUAAGAGAAGGAUAUGGAGGAUUUGCUUGUUUCCACUCAAGUUGGCCCCUUUGACUUCACUUUUGGAUGUUACCCCUUAUUGCCAUACAACAGAUGAAGAUGCUUCCAUUCUCUAAUAUUUUUCAAUCCCAAAAUCAGAAUUGUUUAAUUACUAC